GCUUCAUUAAUAGAAUCUCAAAGCAUUCAACGAUUCUUCUGUAUUUAGAAGGUAUUUCCACCGAAAUGAAUAUUCGCGCCAGUGCCUACCAUCGUCCCUUGAACCUCGCUAUUUAUUACUACGCCGUCGUGGGCAUUUUACCAGCACAAUCCAAUUGCCAGAGUACUCCUGAAGACAUUGAAGCUGCGAACGAUGCUGGCGCAUCAGGGUCCUCCCCUGGGGACGUUGGAAUUUCCACAACGGGCAUCAUAAUAUUGGGCACAGUAGCCGGAAUUGUUGUGGUCAUCGGGAUCAUCUCGACAGUCCUGUUCUAUAUUGCAAAAAGACAACAAUGGGCCAUCCGUGAGAAAAUGCGCCGCUCCGCCAAACGCGUAUCUCAGGCCGUCAUGACACCCUUGACGCCAAGAUUUCCCCAAUCCCAGAAGCCAUCAGAUACAAUACAUUUGCAAAGCAUCAGAUAUUCCACCAGGGAGACACCGGGACGGACUAUACCCAAGCGUGGAAGGCUGUUCGAUCUGGAGAAAGGGUCCAUUACAAAGCUUUCAAGGCUCAGUAUUGUCCAGGAGGACUUAUCUGACAACACAUCCAUGCAGCAGUCGAAUAAACGAACGUGGGGGUCGUUCAUGUCAUUUGGGCGGAUUUAGAUUCAAAUUUGUAGGGUUUUGACGUGGUCUGCUCUAUCGAAGGUGUAUUUUCGGAUUACUUUACUGAAAAUUCCGAAUUGGAGGCGCUUUAUUACCUUGUGUAUUGUUAAUGCGUAUCUCUUCCGCCGUGUUGACUUCAUGGUAUGCUGAAUUCCCAUGGGUUUCAUCUAGGGCUUAGUUAGGGUUCGAUGCUUAGUCAUGUCCUUUCUUGCCCUAACUAGUUAACCAACGGCCUCUCUUGUUUCCACAGCAUCUUCAGGUCUAGACCAGUUUGUGAUAGAGCCUUCGGAAACUAGUCUUGCAACCUGAGGGUCCUGGUGGUCCCUUUGCAACCAACGUUACUGGUCAGGAAUGCAUAAUAAGUUUAAGCAAACAUUGGCAUAUGUGGGGAUGACAUUCCCAGACGUUCAGGACAGACGAAUUAGUCUUCCUACCGGUUUUCAGGCUAAGGUCGAAAUCAUGGAAUUCGGAACAAGUAUCCACCAAUCGCGCUGUCUAUAGGACUUUGGUAAGGCUCAGAAACG
This is a messenger RNA of Monascus purpureus, 1168 nucleotides long. The record is from the annotation of a GenBank genome assembly. Lineage: Eukaryota; Fungi; Ascomycota; Eurotiomycetes; Eurotiales; Aspergillaceae.